AUGAUACCAUGCUUAUUCCUGUACUGCAUCAAUCUUUUCUAUUUAUCAUACUUUUUAAAAGUAUCAUGUUCUUCUUGUGAUUUUAAAAGUAGCAGAAAACAUAUUAAAACCUAUGUGUUAAAUAAUAGUUCUGUUCCUAUUAAUAAUAUAAAAGACCCCAAAUCGAAAAAUUCAAAAGAGAUUUUACUCAAGUCAAAUACGAAUUUUUCCGAGAGGGGAAAUACUGACAAUGAUGUAAAAGCAGGAAAAGUGGAGAAGGAGGUGGAGAACAAAAGGGGGAAGGACAAAGAGGAAGAAAAGGAGGAAGAGAAAGAAGAGGAGGAGGAGGAGGAGGAGAAGGAGGAGGAGGAUGAGGAAGAGAUAGAAGAGGAAGAGGAUGAGGAAGAGAUAGAAGAGGAAGAGGAGGAGGAAGAAAAGGAGGAAGAGGAGGAGGAAGAACAGGAGGAAGAGGAGGAGGAAGAACAGGAGGAAGAAGAACAGGAGGAAGAGGAGAAGGUAGAGAAGAAGGUCGAGAAGGAGGUAGAGAAGAAGGUCGAGAAGGAGGUAGAGAAGAAGGUCAAUAAGAAAGCCGAAAAGAAGGUUGAAAAGAAGGCAGGGAAGAAGGUCGAGAAGAAGGCAGAGAAGAAGGUUGAUAAGAAAGCCGAAAACGAGGGUGAUAAAAGGGUUCAAGAAAAUCUUCUGGCCAACGUGCAAGGGAACCAAAAAAAAAACAAAGAAAAAAUAUUAAUACGUGCAGAUGAAAAUGGCAUAAAAAAAAAAGAUACAGAGAAAAAACAGUUAAAUGGGAAAAAUGAAACAAAAGAAGAAACAGAUCCAAAGCGUUCGAAGGAUGCAAAAGGAGAGUUAUUGAACGAAGAAAAAUUGGAUGAAAAAAAAGAAAAAAAAAAAAAAAAAAAAAGUUGGUUUAGUGUUCGCUGGAAUAAAAGUUUAAAAAAAAAAAAAAAGAGUAAACAAGAAAAGAAUGAAAAAGAAGUAAUUAUAAGCUCAACUGUAAUGCCAUUAAAUAAUAGCAAUAACAGAGAUAAUGAAAAUUUCACGUCAAAUAAGCAGAAAAAUGUUGUGGCAAAAUCUUCUAAUCUAGAUGUAGACACAAAUGGGAAAAAAAAUACAGAAAAUGAAACAUCAUUUAACAAAGGAAAAAAUAUAAAAAAAAUAGAUAAUAAUAACAUAUCAUCUGUCAAACCAAAUGAUAGUGACAAAACAGAAAAAGAAAUAACAAACCAAGAAAAAAUUUUAGAGGUGAAAAACUUGACUCCAGUUGUAACCCCAAACAGUGCUUAUCAUGUUGGAGAUGCUAAAAUAAAUAAACAAGAACAUGAAGAUGAGGGUGAAGGAGAUUCUGGUAUAUUUAUGGAAAUAUUAGGAGACAAUAUCGUACAAAAAGUGGACGAGACAGAACCAAGAAAUAAGACACAAAGAAAUGAAAACAUAACUCCAAAAAUAGGAUCAAGACAUAAUAAGGUAAAUCAAGAAAUGGAUGAAGUAAAAAAUAGAGAAAACAAAACGAAAAAAGGGAAAACUCAAAUAAAAAAGGAACAAGACAAAUCAAAUGAGAGAGGGAAUGUCGAAGCAAAAGAGAGAGAUAAAGAAGAUGAAAAGAAUAAAGAAUUUCAGGAAUAUAAGAAAAAGUUGGAUAGUGGAAAUUUCGAAGAUAUACUACUAUAUGAUUAUGUGUAUGGUUAUGAUUAUGAUGACGAAGAAGAAGAAGAAGAAGAGGAAGAAGAAGAGGAAGAGGAAGAAUAUGACAAAGAAGAAGAGGUGGAAUACGAGGAGGAUAUCGAUGAGGUAAUAAAUAGAUACCUGAAUGAAAUAGAAGAAAUUGAACAGUUGAUGGGUCUGGGGGAAAAAAACUUCGAUAUUGGAAGUGACAUGCUGAGCGACUCAAGAGAGAGCAAUUCUGACAUAGAUGACAAUAUGAGUACGUACAGUGUGAGCACAAGAACAAGUACAGGCACGAGCACAAGCAGCGGUUAUGAUUUCAUAGAUGAAAGCGAAUACGGAAAAAAAAACAGAUUUAGUUACAAAACGAGUAGCACAAAUGUGUUUUCUAGAUACAAGAACGAACUUAAGCUUUAUAGCGAGAAGUUAAAAGAAAAUGAGUUAAAUGAAUUUUACAAGGAUAUAAUUAAAAGCAGAGAAUUGGUAGAUAUAAAUUACAAAAACGAGUAUGCAUUAAAAAUGAAAUAUCAUAAAGGGUAUGAUAUGUCCUUACACAACUUAUACAUAGUGAAUGAAGAAAAAGCAAGUGAGAAAUAUUACUCUAAAUAUGUAGCAGCAUAUGAUGAAGAAGACAAUACAACAUUUCAAGAUGUAACUUAUUUUGCUGAUUUGACAAAAAUUGAUGUAGAUCCUAUUAUGUUUAAAGAAUAUUAUAUAAAAUCAAGUGUAUGUGAUGGAGAAUAUUUACCAUUAAAAAGUACACUAGUUGAAAAGAUAUGUUUCUUAUCAAAUCAUUUAAAAAAAAACCCAUAUGUGAAUAGAAUAAAAAUAAGAAAUAGGAAAUCGAUUUUAUAUCGUUUAUUUUUGAAUAUAGUAAAAACAUUUAAAAAGUUAUCCUUAAGACAAUGUAUAAAAAGUGUCGAAGAAUCAAACUUACUUGAUAUUCUUUUUCUUUUAAAUGAAGAAAUUGUAAAGGAAUCAAAAAAAGAUCACAAUAUAGGAAAAUGUUUAAAUAAUGUAAUAGCUAGAAAUAAAGAAUGGUAUGAAUUAAUUAAUUUUAUAAUUACUAUUAUGUUUGGUUGUACGUCAUAUUUGAAAGAACAUUAUUUUCUAACAGAAGAAGAAAAAGAUGCAUUAAUUACAGCAAAUCACAUUGUAGAUUUACCUAUAUUUGAAUAUCUAAAUACAAACGUUAUUGAUAUUUUUAUCCCGGCUGACAUGAAGACACAAAUUGAUAUCGAUAUGCUUAAAGACAUUACAUGUCCUACAAUGGAUAAAAAGCAAAUGUAUCAAACUUGGUAUGUUUGUUAUUUAUUUACUCAUAAAGUAUAUUUAGUAAAUAAGAUGUGGAAUUUAAUAAAAAAAUGGGAAGCAUCUAAAUUUAUACCAAACCCAUGGUAUAUAGAUCAUGUAGGAAGUGCAUUAGUUCCACAAAUAAUGAAUAUGCAUCACCUGGAAGAAGAUAAAUAUGUUUUUUUUAGGUAUAUCGAUGCUCUUCAAAUAUUUAUAUCAUUUAAGAGAAGCAAAAAAUAUCCAAUACCAAAUUAUGAUAAGAAAAGUAUGCACUUAGUAGAACAUAUAAUAGCCUUUCAAGGAACAGCUAGUCCAUUUAUGUGGUUAAUAAAUUUGAUACACAAAUUAACUCCCUAUCCUUUUUUAACACAAGGAAAAUUGCACAAAGCUUAUAUAUUUAUAUUUAAACAAGUUGUAAGACCAUACUUACAAGUAUUAAAAAAAACAAUUUUAAAUGAAAUAAAAGAUGAGAAAUCAAAAUAUACAAAGGAAAAUCCAUAUGUUGUUAUUUUUACUGGGCACUCAUUUGGUGCAGCUAUGGCUCAUUUAAGUUCUUUUUAUUUAGCAAAAAUUUUGAAUGCUAAAAAUAAUCCAAAAGUAAAAAUACUCUCGGUAACAUAUGGAAUGCCCAUGUUUUAUGAUGAUUUAUUUGCAGAAGAUUUCAAAAAAAGUGGUGUUAUUAGUAAUAACAUAAGUAUUGAUUAUGACCCUAUACCAUGUACUAUGGCAAUCCCUGGAUUUAAUGACUUUCGAGACCCAGAAGAAGAGAAAAAAUCAUCUAUAAUUUUCAAAGUUAAUGAUUUAAAGACAUUAAAUUAUGACUUUGGGAAAAAUAUUUUCAAUGGAACUGAACUUUUUAAUAAUGAAAGAAAUCAUCCGCGUUCUAUGACACAUAUACUUACGAAAUAUAUAUUUAACAACAACAUCUUUUUAGAAUUAGGAGAAUUACACUUUUCACAAACGCACUAUUUUUUUUAUUAUGUAUUUUUAACUCUCCUAUCUGGAUGGGCAAAUGAGGCAGACUGGGGUACAUUCUUCCUAAUUCCAUUUUUUCUCUAUGACAUUAUUGAUUUCUCACACAGUGAAUUGAUGACUAAAUCACAAGAGGUGUACAGAAGGUAUAGAGAUGAUUUACUGAAGAAGUUACACAACCAUCAUAAGAAUAAAAGUACGUCCUCUAUUAAGUAG
Molecule: messenger RNA, 4140 nt
Organism: Plasmodium gonderi
Lineage: Eukaryota; Apicomplexa; Aconoidasida; Haemosporida; Plasmodiidae
Exons: 1
Coding region: 1-4140 (1379 amino acids)
Biological process (GO): lipid metabolic process
Source: RefSeq, a predicted model, not a curated record